AUGUUGACACCCCGCUCCACCUCCAUGAAACAAUCUUCAUCCCUCCUCAUCUCCUUCCUUUUCCUAAUGAUCAUCCUCACAACUCUUAUAUACUUUCUUCAAACAUCCUCUGUAUCCUUUGUGUCUCCCCUCUCUUCAUCUAAUUCACAUACCUCCCCAUUAUCUUCAUCCACGCCCUCUAUUCCCGAAUCCCUCAACUCCUUAUCACCUCUUUUUAAAACUGUUCUUUUCUCCGAACAUUCGACAUAUGAAAAUCUUUCUCAUGAAUAUGAUCAUCUUUGGGAUGAAUUACUUCCACAAAAUGGAGGAUUUUUGAGGGUUUAUGACGAAGAUAUGAAGUCAAAUGGGAAAGAAGAUGCGGAAGGAAAGAAAGGAGAAGUGCAAAAAGGGAAGAAACAUAAAUAUGGAAUAACUAUGUUUCAUUCUCUCCACUGCUUGGGUAUUAUGAGGAGAGGAGUACAGGAAUUGUUUAGGGAGAUGGAGGAGCUGAAGAUGGAAGUUGAGGAGUUGAAGAUGGGAAAGAUGGAAGAUGAUGAAGAGAUGGACAGCAAGGUGAGGAGGGAACAGAAGAAAAAGAGAGCAGGAGGGGCCCAAGGGCAUGGUCAUGAUUUUGGUCACAUGGAACAUGGGGAUCCACUACAUUGGUUGCAUUGUUUUGAUUAUUUGAGACAGACAGUACUAUGCACGGCUGAUGGAACACUUGAGCCACCAAAAGCUGAUUCAAAAGGAAAGGAAAACGUCGACGGGAUGAUGGAGAGGCAAUGCAAGGACCCCGAAGAGUUGUGGAAGUUGAGCGUUGAGUCUUUUGAGGCAACUAGUUAG
Messenger RNA from Botrytis fragariae, 822 nucleotides. RefSeq lists its product as uncharacterized. The coding region runs from base 1 to 822 and encodes 273 amino acids. Lineage: Eukaryota; Fungi; Ascomycota; Leotiomycetes; Helotiales; Sclerotiniaceae. The transcript is spliced from 2 exons. Gene Ontology annotation, biological process: mycotoxin biosynthetic process. The record is from RefSeq and is a predicted model, not a curated record.